AAACAACGCCCAAGAAUGAAUUGAGGCCACGAAAUGUAGGCCAGCAGACCCCUCAUUCAACGGUCCGAUCCUCUCUCUCUCUCUCUCUACGCGCCAUGGCAACUCGGGCCGCGAGAGCUGCCGCAUCGUCGCCGUUGAUCGGAACCGUGGGCCGUGGCGUGUCCAAACCCCGGUGGGCUUCUUCUUCGUCUACCUCUAAUUCCUCAACUACCUCUCCUGGUAACAAUCCCGAUAAGAAGAUCACCGACCGUCUCUCCGGUGUUAUCGACGCCGUCAACGACCGUAAGCUCCCUCCCGAGCUCCGUGGCCAGCGCAACGCCGUUAGGUCUGAAACUGAUAUCAUGAACGUUGUUGAGCAAAGAAUAUGGCAUUCUAUGGAGGACGGGCAGUUUGAGAAUUUACCUGGGAAAGGCAAACCCCUUGACCUGAGUACAAAUCCUCAUGCCGACCCAGCUGAGGACACCUUGUACAGAAUCCUUUCAAGGAAUAAAUGUUUACCUGAGUGGGUGGAAUUGAACAAAGAGAUAAGGAGUAAUAUUGCUGAAUGGCGAUCAGCCCUGCAUAGAGCAACAGCGUAUAGAGAGGGCGGAAAUAACUCUAAAUGGAUUGAGUGUUCAGAGGCUUUGAAAGUGCAAUUACGUAGCAUCAACAAUAAGGUUUUCCGGUACAAUCUCAUUGUUCCUUUUGGCCGCCAGAUGUUUGGACUGAAGUGGGAGAAAGAACUAGACCGUUUGAAUGAGAAAAAAGCGGAUUGCUGAGUACAAGGAUUCAUCUUCUUGUCGUCUCGAGGGUCUCUAUGUGUGGUCCUCUUCUACUCUUUACCAACCCCCUGCGCCGAGUUCUGGUCUUACUUAUGUUACUCAGCAAGGAAAAGUUGGUGUACUAGCAAGGAGAAAGAGUAACAUAAGGAAAAGUUGGUGUAGGAUGUGUACUGCAGAAAUGUUACAUUUUGUUUAGAUAUAUGCGUUAUAUUUUUCGUUGUAGUUAAGAGUCGAUGUAUACUACAGAAAAAUAAUUUCAUGUAUAUGGAGGGUUUGGCACGAA
Molecule: messenger RNA, 1044 nt
Organism: Rhododendron vialii
Lineage: Eukaryota; Viridiplantae; Streptophyta; Magnoliopsida; Ericales; Ericaceae
Exons: 3
Coding region: 96-758 (220 amino acids)
Source: RefSeq, a predicted model, not a curated record